UCUAGAAGCUGCGGCUGUGGCCAGCACACCAAAAACAACACAAGAUGGCACGCAAGCAACAGCGGGAGCGCAAGAACCAAGCCAAGGACGACGCGGCGCCCUACAAGGGAGGCAACAAGGAAGGAAACAAGGACGGCAACAACGGCGCAAGAGGCGGACGUGGUGGACGUGGUAAAGGCCGCGGUGGCGGCAAAGGUCGCGGCGGCGGCCGUGGCGAGAAGAAGAAGCCCACAACUGCGGACGACUUGGACGCGGACAUGGACAAGUACUGGGGGAAGAGCUCGGAGCAUGCGCAGAAGAAAUUGGACGGGGACAUGGACGACUACUGGAAGAAGAAGGACGAAGUGGUCCCUGAAACCACAGACGACGCCGCCCCCACUGUCGUCGACCCCGCAGCUACUGACAACGCAGACACCGACAAGACCGAGUAGGUCCACGUUGGUUGCUGGACGAGUCACUUGGACAACUACCACUUCAUGGUCAAUCGACCCUCGAGUUUUGGCCCGCCGAGAUUACACAAAGAAUACAUAACCCCCCACCUUUAUCGUGUAUGUCGCGUUCCUCCCUCCACCUCGUAUGGACGCCAAGCGUUGAUGCGAACGAGCCUUGCUUGAUCAAGCCCCCACUUGUUCUCAAGGGCCAAAGUUGAGCGACGGAGCCACAAAGGAGAGCAUCCAGCAUGACGACGCGGGUACGUUGUCGAGGACGCGUAGACGGAACGCCUCCGACUCGUAGCCUGUAACUUUGGACGUUGUGCAUCAAAGUUGUCGCGGAAGUGUCCGUCAACUUGUUGGUACACGCGAUGUUGAUUACAACCAAUGUACGCAUCGUACUUUAGUAUAUCGACGUUUGAUUCGCUAAAAAUAAUACAAAGUUCGCGAA
Aphanomyces astaci is the source of this 882-nucleotide messenger RNA. RefSeq lists its product as hypothetical. The coding region runs from base 45 to 431 and encodes 128 amino acids. NCBI's taxonomy places the organism in Eukaryota, Oomycota, Saprolegniomycetes, Saprolegniales, Verrucalvaceae. The transcript has a single exon. The record is from RefSeq and is a predicted model, not a curated record.